GAUGUGUACAUAAAUAUUUGCUUUUUACAACAUAGGCAAUAUGAAGCAAAUUAUGCAGAGGAAAUUAAAAUCAACGAAGCAGCGCAAUAUAACCAAAAGCCGGCAGGAUUCAGACAAGAAAUAUCCCUUCGAGUAAGCGACAGUUCGGAAGCAGACUCAGAUUUCGAAGAGGUUGAGGAUAACGUCCUAGCGGCUUCAGAACUCGGGUCUAAAAACAGCUUACAAGUUAUUAUAGAGCUAAAUGACCAAUUAUUGUCAGAAGAUGACUUAUUUUCCGAUGUUUUUGGAUCCUCACCGAAGAGAACUGCUCAUAUUGAUAAGGAAGAACGCCUCUGUGAACUCUCUAUAUCUUCACCAGAAAAUUGUGAAAGCAUUGUUGUACACAAUAUAAUGGCGGCAAGCGGGAAGUGUAGUGAAAUAAAAAACGAUGAAGAAAUGCAAUAUGAUAAAACAAAUGCUUUGCCUUAUGUUUUAAAUAUGAAUGAUGAUAAUAAAAAAAUGUCAUCUAUAUUAGAUGAGUUAAAAAAGCAAGCAGAUAAUGUCAAAAAUUUAAAUUUAGAUGACGUAAAUAUUUGCGAGUCAGAUGAAAAAUUCAGGUCGAAAAAUGAGAUUAUUGAAAUCUAUGAUAGCGAUGAUCAGAAACUUAGCUCAGAAGUAACACCAAGUAAAUCAACAAAAUUUAGAACGCCUUCGAAAGACAAAAGCAUUAAAGAAUAUUUCGAAACCAAAUAUGUGGUGAAACGAACUCCAGAAAGUGAUAAAACUGAACAGGAGGAGAAGCAAGCAUCUAACGUUAACUCCCCCUUUUUUGUUAAGAAGUCUCCGUCAUCUCAUCGAAAACGAUCCGUUCGUAAGAUUAGCGCAUCACCUAUUCAUGGGCACAAGCUAUCAAGGGUGUCCAAAACGCUGUUCGAGAGUGCCACCACAACGUCUGAAAAAAAACUGGAGAUAAAGGAAGAUGGUCCUGAUUUGAAAUCUGAGGAUGUACCAAAAAGUGCUGUUGGUAUUCUUAAACAACAAAAAACUACCGAACAACUUCAGUCUCUGGCAUCAGAUUUAGUCAAAGAACGAAGAGAUUUAGAAAACGAACGUAACCGCCAAGAUCGAAUGGGCACCGCAAUUACCCAUAACAUGCACACCGAAUGUCAGGAGUUGCUGAAGCUUUUUGGUGUCCCCUAUAUUAUAGCGCCAAUGGAGGCCGAAGCACAGUGUGCCUUCCUAGAAUCAGUAAACUUAACGAAUGGCACGAUUACUGAUGACAGUGACAUCUGGCUAUUCGGAGGUAGAACAGUAUAUAAGAACUUCUUUGAGCAAAAUAAACACGUUUUGAAGUUUGAAGCCGAUAAAAUUAGACACACCUUUAACUGCGAUCGCGAGCAAUUGAUACAACUAGCUUGCCUUGUAGGCAGUGACUAUACAACAGGGAUACAUGGAAUAGGUACUGUUACAGCAUUGGAAAUCUUAGCAACAUUCUCAUUGAAAUCAAAAAAUUCACAAGAAUCGUGUACCAGAAAUGACACCACAACUGAUGCUGUUCUUUCUACGUUAUACCGUUUUCGAGACUGGUUAAAAGUACAUAAGAAUUUAUGCCAGCCUGUUGGUAGCUCCACAUGUCUUAAGCUUAGAAAAAAGUUGAAUAACAUCGAAUUAAAUGAAGGAUUUCCUAGUCCUGCAGUUGUUGAAGCCUAUUUGUUUCCGAAAGUUGAUGAUAGUAAAGCCGCGUUCCAGUGGGGUUAUCCCGAUGUUGACUCUUUAUACGCUUUUACAAAAAGAGUAUUCGGCUGGACAGCAAAAAAAACGGAUUCAGUACUUAAACCCGUGUUAAAAAGAAUGAACGAUAAGCAAACGCAAGCUAGUAUUCGAAAUUAUUUUACGAUAAAGAGUGCCCUUAAGCCUCGAGAAUUAAAGAUAAGUAAACGUGUUCAGAAAGCUAUCGAUACUAUGGCUAGUGCGGCAGAUACAUCUGACAUCAUCGACAUCAAACCUGCAAAACGAAGCCGUCGAACCAAAAAACAAAAUGAUGCUUCGAAAACACAGCAACAAUUGGAGCUGGAUUCAAAUGGCCCUGAUGCAAUGACAAAUAUAGUGGUAGAUAUUCCAAGCACAAGUGCCUCAUGUUUGGCUCACAAAAUGAGUAAAAGUACACCGAGACUUCUUGAAACCAAAGAAGUUAUCCCACAGCGCGAAAAAGAUAUUCAGAAGAUGCGUCAAAGAAAACAAAAGGCAGCAGCUGUAUUAAGAAAAUCUAGGGCUCUGGCCUCCAUUACUACUGGCAUAGAGGAGAGGCGUGCAAAUUAAUAAUCGCUUAUUUGUAAUACAGAUGUUGUUUAUUAAAUGAAUGCGGAAAUAUUAUCUUACUGUUUAAUACAUAACUGUUGAAGACAUGAACUACAUACCCACAUUCAUAUGGCAUUGCAUCCUUUAAUUUUUCCAAACAUGGCAACAUUGGCAAUCAACGAUUGGCGGCUCAGUUACUAACCACCGAAGCAAGGCUGAGCCACUCGCUCAUCAGCCGCCAAAGCAAACGCGUCACAUAAACAACCAUUGUUUAAUAAAUUGAAUACAGUUUGUGAACUGCGUCUAUUAUUGUAAAUAAACUUAUGAUACAUACUGAAAGUAUACCAAGCAGAAACUGUGUCUCAUUAAUACCCGAAACCUAAACAUGGUCCUUCGGCGCCAUUCAAACGAGCCGGCACCGAAUAAAUUUUCGUAUUAAAUCAAUGCUUUGGCGGCCCAAAAGUUUAUUUUCUCAUUCCGUGCGAUUAUUAAAGAAACUUGCGUAUGUGCAGUGCAUAAUCAGCGCUUAAGAACAACAUAAAAAAAAACAAUAUUCCCAACUACUCGCAAAAUAAAAGUGACAGGAAAUCAAAAACAAAUCCCAGAAUCUAUACUGGAAAUAUAUUUGGUGCACCUAAAUAAGAAAAUAAAUUUACAACAAAAUAUAAACGAAGUCACCAGAGCUGGCUCUGGAAGUCACCCACAAAAAAAAACAACAGCACGAAUAAACCUAAUCUAAUAAAGAAAAAAAGCGUUGUAAUAGCUGGACAGCAGAUCAGCAGCAGAGAGAUCGCUUAACAACAUCGAUACCAACAAGCAGAGGGAGCACCAAACAACAAGACGAUAAGUACCCACACCCCUAUAUAUACAGAUAUAUAAGCUUAUCAAAUGUAUAUGCAUGUACAUACGUACAUAUCUAUAGAAGAACAAAUCCCAUUACACUCAUUAGAUGUCCGAGCUAACAUUCCAAGCCGGUCAUUAACCCCAACAGCUGUGUCUCCAGCAACGUGUGUCAUCCCUUUGGUACAUACAGACAUACGUACGCAAAUCUGCCGCUCAACAUUAUUUCCACAUAUAACGCAGUUUUAUAAAUAUGUAAGUUAUAAGUAAUAACAUAACUUUGGGCUGCUCCAGUAAAUACGCUUUGAGACAGUCAUCCCGCUCAUUUUUGUUUAUUUGGAUCUCAUAUUCUUCUGCUAUCCCAGCAUAAUCCAGUUCAAUAACUAUCAACUGCACUCUCUAUGCAGUUGCUAAUUUCAACCCCCACAUUCGUACAUAUUUAUACAUGCAUAAACAUAUGUAUAUAGAAUAUUUCUUUUGCGCGCAAUUGCAGUAAUUUUUUUGUUUAUGCCAUUUCCUUUUCAUGCGAUUACCUCAAUCUCACGAUCAUACGCAACGCAUAUGCAUAUACCUACAUAUAUUCGGCAUAUACAUAAAUACCCACCUACCCUCUCGCUAUCCCAUUGCAGCAUAAUUUACGUUUGACUUAUUACACCAAAUUUGCAAGCGUACAAAUAGACAUACGCAUAUACACACAAGAGCACAACAGUGUGUUUGUUAAAGCCAAAAGCCUUCAACAGUUGGGAAACACUGGCUUGCUUUUCGGCUCUGUGGUAUGCUGCAAAGAGACAAACUACCGAAAAGCAACCGGUGUUUCCGUUACGAUAUUGUAUGCUUAUAUAAGUAUGUAACUCAGAUUUUUGAGGGCAGUUUAGUUGAUCAGUUACGUUGACAUCAGUCAUUCGCGCUUCAGACCGUUCUACCUAGGCAGCAGCAACCUACGCACUUUGAUGUACUUUCUUGUAACCGCCCUGAGAAUAAAGUAAAAUUAGUCUUUUUACUAAUAUAACCGUUUUACGUCUUUUAUUCCUACCUUUUAUAAACGUCAUAUUUGUUGCGAGUUUGCACCGGCGUACAAAGGAGGGUUGCCACUCAGAGAUUUGGUCCAACGAGCCGUCGAACUCUGUCAACAAGCAAUUUUAUCAUCCACAUAUGUAUUUCCUUUUUUACAUACAUCAAAUCAAAGUGCGUGUGAAAUAUUGGUUGAGCAAGUAGUGAUUUCAAUAAAAUAGUGAGAAAAAAACCAGAGUAAAUAGUGCGUCAAAAGUCGAUAUUUAUUUCACGAGUGCUUAGGGCUGAUUAUUCGGGCGUUUUUAAAAAUAUCUGUAAAACCUAAUUUAUAUAUAAAAAGGUAUGUGUAAGGGAAAUUACUACACAAAGUGAAAAAGAAAAUAGCACGGACGUAUGUAUGCACGAGAACAGAAAACUGGAGAGUGGAAGCUUUCAUUUACAAAAAGUGAGUUUUUUCGUAAUUCGUCUGAAUAUUUGUUUCCCAUAUACUCUCAUGACAUUCAACUUUCAUUUCUUAUUUAAAUUCAAAAGUGAUUAUUUCCGAGUUAUACAAUUUUUGAAGUUAUCUAAAUUCCCCGCCAAUUUCACUUUCUUCAAUAUAUGAUUUUGUACAUAUAUGUAUGUAUGUAUAGAUGUAGUAAUAUUACCAAUUUGUUCUCACAAAACAUUUUUUGGUAUUAGUAUAGUUUUUAGCUCUUUUGUGCUCAUGUACAUAAUACGUACGUACAUAAGUACAUAUGUGCAAUACAUAAAUAACUAGAUAAUUGCUCAUAAAUAGCAUACGAGAACGUACAUACUUCCAAUUUAUUCCAGUCUCUCAUUAUUUUGUUUCGCACAUACAUAUUAACUUACAUACCCGAGCUAAGGUCUUGCACUCGACAUUGGAUGAUCUUCAAAUUUGAUCAGGUAGAAAAUAUAUGAAAGUGCGCAAGCAUAUGCAUAUGUGUGUUUAUGUGUAUUUACAAUAUU
This is a messenger RNA of Rhagoletis zephyria (snowberry fruit fly), 5097 nucleotides long. RefSeq names its product DNA repair protein complementing XP-G cells homolog. Gene Ontology annotation, molecular function: single-stranded DNA binding; DNA endonuclease activity. Gene Ontology annotation, cellular component: nucleus. The record is from RefSeq and is a predicted model, not a curated record. Lineage: Eukaryota; Metazoa; Arthropoda; Insecta; Diptera; Tephritidae.